GUCGUCGUAGUUGUUGAAUAAUCCUUUCCUCAUACAUUUGUAUCGAUGAGCAAUGAAAAGGUCACUCGACAUUUUCAUUUGCGUCGACGUAAUCAUUGAGCGGUGUCGCUUUGCAUCUACGUUAACAUCGAUGCAAAUGUUGAGUGGUCCCUUUGUUGCUCAACAAUUACGUUAAUAUCGACGUAGUGAGCAAUCCUUUAAUUGCACUGUAUCUGUGUUGAUGUUGACAUAAUUAUCGAGUAGUGAAAGGAUUACUCAGUUGUCAAUUGUAUCAAUAUGCAAAGUGAUGAAAAGAUUACUUAGCAAUUGUAUCGACGUUGACACAAUUAUCGAAUGGUGUUAUUUUACGUCAGCGUUGACACAGUUGUCAAGCAGUGAAAGGGUCGCUCAUUUAUUGGCAUCGAUGCAAUUGUUAAGCGACGAAAGGGCUCUUAGGCAUUUGUAUUAACGCCGAUACAAAUGCACAGUGAAAUCGUUAUUACAUCGACGUAAUUGUUAAGUGACUCUUUUAUUGCUCGGCAAUUACGUCGACACUGACGAGUAGCCCUCACCUCUCACCGUCGUUCUUCUCAUCCAUAAUAGUCACCCACGACUUCUAACAAUAUUGUAAUCUACCAUCUCGAACGAGAACGAUUGGAAUUAUCCUUUUUAUCUAUUAUUUUUAUGUUUCCAUUGAUAAAAAUUAUAAUAUUAAGAUAAAUAUAUUUAAAUAUUUUAAUUUAAUAUAAAAUUUUAAGUCUAAAUCGAAAAUCCUAAAGGGUAAAGGGUAACAUGUGAUUAAUUAGCGACAUUUUGCUCGUUGCUUAACCGGGCUUAAAUCUCGCGACAAUUUAUUUAGAUUUAGGAUUUUGGCUGUCAGUCACGUACGCCUUCUCGUUGUUCCCUUUUGGUUGGCAUCGGCGGCGGCUUCUGUAGCCAUGACGUCGCUGCGGUCCGCCGUGGCCACCUCUCUCCCGCCGAUCCGCGCGGCGAUCUCCCGGAUGAAGCAGGAUAUGAUGCGGCGGGAACUGGAGAACUGCCACCUCCUAGCCGGGAUCUGGUGCCAUGGCCUCACGGUGCGCCAGCUGCAGGCCCUCCGGGGAGCGCUCCCACCCGCGGCCAAGCUGGUCAUGGCCAAGAACACGCUGCUUGAGAAGGCCAUUGCCGGUACCCGGUGGGAAUCCCUCCGGCCCUGCGCCAAGGGCAUGAACGCCUGGCUCUUCGUCCACUCCGACGAGAUCCCCCCGGCUCUCAAGCCCUGCCGCGACUUCCAGCGUGAUUUCAAGCUCGCCCUCAAUGACUUCACCGGCGCCGUCUUCGAGGGCCGCCUCUACGGGCCCGUCAACUUCCUGGCCCUGGAGACCAUGCCCACGCGGAUGGAGUCGUACGCCUACCUCCUUGGCUGCCUGCAGACGCCCGCAGUGUCCCUUCUCAGCAUCUUGCAGGCUCCCGAGGGGGAUGCCGAUCAGGCUGCAGAAGGAGCCGCUGCCACCUCCGAGAAAUAGAAGCUCGACGGUUGUCGUUAUGGUCCAGUUGUUCUUUAUUUAGGUCACCAGUAUAGUUUCUUUCAUUGGCCUAAUAAUUAUAGAAGUUAAUGGUCUGAUGUACCACAUGUGCCCUGUUUCAUGAACUCACUCAUGGAUAUACUAGAAACCUUGGUCAUGAAGUGGAAAAGUGGUAUUUCCACUUUUCCACUUUUCCACUUCAUAUAAAUGUGACCACAAGUGAUGGUAAAUUUACAUUUCCGAAGUUUUGGCUAAUGUACAAGAGUAGAAAGGAUCCAAAUGCAGAAUUCUCCUGCAACCUCUCUGAUACAGCUUAGGGGAAGGAUGGCUAAAGCCUGCUUUGUUCAGAAGUUGCACCAGGGUUAAGUUCAUCAAUUAAUAAGGCAAAAAAAAGAGUUCAUCAAUGGAUAUACUGAUGAAACUUUGAGGUCAAGUUGAAUGUGGUUCCACUUUUCUGUUCUUUAUUUGUGAAAUCUGUUCAGCUGGGUGAUGAUUGUGCCCAAAAAUCUGACUAUGGCAAUACUUCAACAUCACUCGAAUUGAUGUAAUUAUGCAUGGUAUUCAGAAUGUGUUCAUCUACUUAUUAGUUUAGUUGUUUUGGCUGACUUUGUACUGA
This is a messenger RNA of Musa acuminata AAA Group (dessert banana), 2100 nucleotides long. Its product is annotated as large ribosomal subunit protein uL10c-like. Gene Ontology annotation, biological process: translation. Gene Ontology annotation, molecular function: structural constituent of ribosome. The transcript is spliced from 2 exons. Gene Ontology annotation, cellular component: large ribosomal subunit. The coding region runs from base 918 to 1484 and encodes 188 amino acids. NCBI's taxonomy places the organism in Eukaryota, Viridiplantae, Streptophyta, Magnoliopsida, Zingiberales, Musaceae. The record is from RefSeq and is a predicted model, not a curated record.